CUGUUGCUCUUUGUUGUUGUCAAGUUUCCAAGAGAAUAUCAUCUAUCUAUAACUAGCUAGCCACCGGUAGCCGGACAGUGUUCCAAUCGAAGUUUUUGGUACAGCAGACAUGGACGGCCAAUUCAAAAUCUCCUACAAUGAAAACCAACGUCCGCGACGACCCAAUGAAGAUACCCUGUCUUACAUCAAGUCCCUGCCUCUGGAGGUAGAUCAAGCCCACAGGGAAGUCAACGAAUACCUGGAGAAGAAGCAAUCCAAAUCAGCAGACAACGAUGACGAUGAUCUCCCCCAGCUCUUUUCCGUGGCGCUGACUGCCAUUGACGAAAUCAAAACCGAAAUUGCCUCGUUGGCGGGGGAUGAAGCUGGAUCGCAGUUCUUGGAGAUGCUCACACGCAUCGUGGCACCGUACUCCCCAUUGGCCGUGCGCAAGUUGCUCGCGGGAUGUGCCGGAUAUUACUUGCAUUUGUCGACACACCGAUAUGGAUCGCAUGUCGUGCAGACACUCCUGCAGCUGGCGACUGUAAAUACUGUCUGCAAUAAUGAUUCUAACAACAAUUCACACGAUGAUUUGGCACGAGCCGUAUUGGACGAUGCCUUUGAAAAGGAACAAGAGGAAUUGCCGCCUCUGGCGGAUUUGAUUUUGGGAGUGGCCGAAGAGCUCACACCACAGGCUUCCCAGUUGGUCAUGCACAUUUGUGGAUCACACGUCGUCAGGACUUUGCUGUGUGUCCUCACGGGAACCGACAUGGUGUCAUCCUCCUCCUCACCUGCAGCGACAACUGGUGGUGAUGAUGUCUUUCGUCGAGGAAAAAAGAAAAACAAAAAGAAGAAAAAGAAACCAGACACAGCAACUCCAGCCGCCGCAAGAGGAAUGACGCAAAUGGUAUAUCGAAAUCCAGCCAAUCUACGAAUGGAUGUUUUCGGUAAUGAACAGUUUACAGCGGCAUUGGAUGCACUCACCCAGCAAAUAACAUCACAAGCCAAUGGCCAGGGCGUACUGCAAAAAAUGGCCAGUCAUCCCAGUGCAGGGCCGUUUCUGAUUGUGCUACUGCGCGUUCUCACGUAUGCAUCCUGCACCGACCAAGCCAAGUGGCAAACACACGAUGACGAUGACAAUAAUCCAUCCACUGGUGGUGGUACUACUACUACUAGUCUGACCAGAACGCAGCGGCAUUUGGGCAUGGAACUAGAACAGCCCAAGUUCCAGCUCGAUUCCAUGGCACACCAGUUGGCAAAAACAAUCUUGUGUUGGCCAGAAGACGAGUCUCCCUCCUCCAACCAAGACAACAAUGCUUCUGCUGCUGUGGCGGAUGUCAUAUACGGACUUGCCGGGGAACCACGUGGGUCUCAUGUCUUGGAAACACUCUUCUGGUGCAGUCCUGGUCCGGUCUAUGACAAAAUGCUGGCAUAUGGUAACUUUUUCGAACGGGCUACCAUUCAGGAAUACAUUGAUGAUCCCAUUGGAAAUUUCGUCAUUCAAACACUGCUCCGAACCAUCCAAACCAAGGAGCAGGCCGAAAAGAUUCAAAAGGCCAUAUUGCCCAUCAUUUCCAGUGGUUCUGUGAUUGACCAGGAAAAGAAACGUCGUGGGAUCCUCUGGCGUGCGGUCGAGAUGGCGGCGAACCAUCGAGUGGGGCAAGAUGCCACCCUCAAGGCAAUUCGACUGGGAUUUGCCGCUUUGUUGCCCGCUUCCUCCUCGAAAACGACAAAACCAGAAUCCAGCAAGGAACCAGGCAAGAAGGAACGAAAGAAAGCAUCGACAAUCAACCUUUCUGAUUGCAUUGUCCAUCUAUUGGAUGCCAAGAAGGAUGAGGCAUCGGGACGGGUGACCCUCGAUGUAAUGGGAGCGCGCACUGCCUACUAUUUGCUGCGAUUUGCUCCUCGUCUUUGCGAAGGUACCAUAGAGGGCAUUGUGUCGUCGUAUUCGCCCGAUAUGCUGAUGCACUUUGCCAAGGAUGGCUUGGCGAGUGCAUGCAUUUGGGAUGGACUCCUGGAAGGGCCGACGGAAAGCCCCACGUUCAGCAAGGGGCUGAAACAGCUAAACGACAAGCUCAAUGGCCACUGGGUAUCUUUGAGCUGUGAUCGCUGUGGACAGCACGUUGUAAAGAAGAUAUUCCGAGCACUGCCAGAUCAACACAGAAUAAAAAUGGUGGAGGAGCUAUGCCGUGGGAUUCCACAACUGUCGGGAAGCUCCAUGGGUAGAGGCGUUAUGGAUGUUUGCGCCGUCCGCGAUUUCUCCCGUGGCCAAGACGCAUGGAGAAGUGCUGUCAAGAAGUCAGCUGAGAUCCAAGGAGACUGGGAAAAGGAAGUGUUUGGAGAAAUGGGGGCAACUUCUGUAUCUUCUAGCAAGAAGAAACGAAAGAGGCCUGAUUAAAGCUAGACAAGUGUUAUCAUAGGAAGUCAAGAAGCUGUCCUGAGGAACCUUCUACGUACCACUUGCUAGCUAAAUAGAUAGCCACAAGAAGCAUCUAGACAACAGAUAGCUGAUGGUUGUAAGGUGUAAGAGGAGCAUAGCUGUUAAUGUACCUUACCGUACAGUGAAAAGUUCUAUCCUGAUAAAUCCUUUUUUUGCUUCUC
This is a messenger RNA of Seminavis robusta, 2577 nucleotides long. The record is from the annotation of a GenBank genome assembly. NCBI's taxonomy places the organism in Eukaryota, Bacillariophyta, Bacillariophyceae, Naviculales, Naviculaceae.